CCUUCUUGCACCAUUAUUAUUAUUAUUAUUAUUAUUAUUAUUAUUAUUAUUACUCCAUUCAGCCACACACAUACAGACACCCAUACCUCCCAUGUUUCCUUCAGUAGCCGCCAUUACCCCCUUACCCUCCUAACUCCUUCACAUUUGUAACACACACAAACCCACACAUACUGAGACAGAGAGAAAAGAAAGGAAAGAGAGAAAAGAGGGCUGAACGGAGAAGAAGGAAGGGAGGGGGACGACCGCCGCCGACGCGUCUUGCCAUAGCCACCGCCACCGAGCUGCCGGACUGAGCUAAGAAGGAGAAGAGGCCGCUGUUGUCAUCGAGCUUGAUGUCGUCCAUAGCCGCCGCCGUUGUGCUCCAGCUUGUCGCCACCAUCGCGGACCGCCGCUGCCACCGCGCCACUCAUCACCGUCGCAAGGAAGGCCAGGAUCGAGGGAGAGAGUCGCGCGAGGAGUUGCCGUCGCCGCCGUUCGCGAGAGAGAGAGAGACGCGCUGCGCGGGAGUUGCCGUCGUGGGGUGUGUUGCCGUUGAGAAGCCGUCGCUGCCAGAUCCGCCGCUGGCGGAGCUUCUGUCCGAGUCCUGCCGCCGGAGAACACCUCUGCCGCCAUUGAGAUCUGUCGCCGAUAAGUCACCGUUGCCGGAGUUCUGGUCGUUGCUUCCGUUCGAGGUGGCUGCCGGAGCUGCCGCCAAACUGGUUCAGCGACCGCCGCUGUUUCAUUUUCUUAGUUCGGGUCAUGUUUUGAGCGUCGUAUGUCGCUCUUAAGUUGCUGUGAGUGCUGCGAAAGUGAUCAGGGACUGAGUUUGUGGUUGCUGUUGGUUUCGGGUUAAGAGAAAUGGUUUCGUUGACGCAUUUUGAGUUAUGGUUUCGACGAGUCAAGCUUUACCUUUUCAGGAACCGGAUGAAGAAGCAUUAAGAAGUGUCAUACUG
Messenger RNA from Arachis ipaensis, 932 nucleotides. NCBI's taxonomy places the organism in Eukaryota, Viridiplantae, Streptophyta, Magnoliopsida, Fabales, Fabaceae. The record is from RefSeq and is a predicted model, not a curated record.